Messenger RNA from Leucoraja erinaceus (little skate), 2306 nucleotides. Its product is annotated as zinc-binding protein A33-like. NCBI's taxonomy places the organism in Eukaryota, Metazoa, Chordata, Chondrichthyes, Rajiformes, Rajidae. Gene Ontology annotation, molecular function: protein binding; zinc ion binding. The coding region runs from base 431 to 1894 and encodes 487 amino acids. The transcript is spliced from 6 exons. The record is from RefSeq and is a predicted model, not a curated record.
CCUCCUCUAGUAGUUUGUUUCAUACACCCACCGCCAUCGAUGUGUCUAUUUCGCUCGUGACCUGGCAACAUCCUCGUCAAUCUUUCCUGCUCUCUUUCCAGCUAUCUGUACUGCCUUCGACUGUCGCCAGCCCUAUUCAGGGCUGUUUCAUAUCUAACUGAUCCCUCCCUCGUGUGAGAUUAGUUGGAAGUGGCCUGGACACCUUCACACUGAACACCAAAGAUCCUAUAGCAAGCUCCGCUAUAGGAUCUUUGCUGAACACUUGCAGCCAAAUAACAUUCGUUCCCCGAGACUGCAGCGUGUGCAGUAGACACUCGCGGUACUGCAGGGCAAAGAUCCUAUAGCGCUCUGCUAUAGCAUCUUUGCUGCUGGGGGUCUGCAGUUGCGCCGAAGGGAAUUCGUUUUGAACCAGGAAGUGGCCGAGUUAAAAAUGGCUGCGGAAGACCAGGUCGAGAGUUUAACUGAGGAGGCAACAUGUCCCAUCUGCCUGGAUUUCUUCACCGAUCCGGUGUCACUGGAGUGUGGGCACAACUUCUGCCGCUCCUGUAUCACACAGAGUUGGGACACGGAGGGGAGAAACUCCUGCCCGGAAUGUAGAGAGAAGUUUACAGGCCGCAGCCUCAGGGUUAGUUGGGCCUUGGCGAGACUGUCUGAGAAAGCUCGAACACUGAGCCUGAAUCGGACAGAGAAGGAAAAUAAACUUCAGUGCGAGGAACAUCGGGAAGAACUGAAGCUGUUUUGUGAAACGGACAAGAAGCUGAUCUGUGUGAUUUGUCGUGAUGCGCGGGAACACAGAGAUCACAGCUUCAUGCCGGUUAAAGUAGCUGUUCAAAUAUACAAGGAUCAGGUGAAAUAUUCCCUCGAAUCUCUCACAAAAAAGAAAUCAGAGAUCCAGCAAAUGGAGCAGCAACAGAAACAGAAGAUUUUUGGAGUUCUGAAACAGUCACACAACCUUCAGUCCCAGACCAUAUCUCAUUUUGCAGAACAGCACCAGAUUCUCACUGAGAAAGAGCAGCGCGUACUGGCAGACAUCCGAGAGGAAGAGACGAAGAUUCUAAAUACAAUGGAGAAAAAUCUUGGAGAGAUUCAAAAGAAUUUAAAUUCCAUUCAGGAGGAACUCUUAAAGUUGCAACAACAGAUGGAUCAAAAAGACAGUGUGGUGUUUCUGAAGGAGGAAGGGGGUCGUAAGCGAAGGGUUCAUGAUGAAGCCAAACCACUGUCGGUGAUAGAUGAAGCCUUGCCGAUUGAAAAAUUUCAUAGCUUUGUUUCGUUUAAGACAACAUCCAAAGAAAUAUCUGAGGACUUCAAGCGAGUCUUCAUCACCCUGGAUGUGGAAACAGCGCAUCCGUGGCUCGAGGUGUCUGAGGAUCGGAAGAGGGUGAGAUGGACCCGGACCCAGAGGAGUCUCCCUGACACCGGGAAGAGGUUUACAGACUGGCCGUGUGUGCUGGGAACGGAGGGAUUCACAUCGGGGAGACAUUACUGGGAGGUGGAGGUGGCAGGGAGUCGGGACUGGGGUCUGGGAGUCGCCGCAGAGUCUGUGGAGAGGAAGAGACGGGUCACACUGACCCCGGAGACUGGAGUCUGGAGCAUCGGGCGGUGGGAUGACGAGUUUAAAGCACUCAUCUCCCCUCCAUCCCCUCUCCCCGCCCGUCCCAUCCCCGGGAGGGUGGGAGUUUAUCUCAGUUACCAGUCCGGGACAGUUUCAUUUUACGACGCGGACACCAAGUCCCAUCUGCACACCUUCACUGGGAAUAAAUUCACGGAGAAACUUUAUCCUUUCUUCUGGCCUUGGGAUGAAAACCAGUGGCUGAGAAUCUGCUCCAGUUGCACUCUUGGUUUGAAAAACGGUCGGGUCCCGGGACUGGCGUCAGGAGCGGGGCUCGGGCUGUGAGGCUGAAACCCGGUGGACAACAGGUUGGCGCUGAACGGCUCCCAUUUAAUCCCCAAAUUCCGCGAUGUGAAACCGAGUGAGCGCGGAAAUAAAACCAGGGGGAAUGUAAAUGUGGGAAGAGUGAAAUAAACAGCAACUGAAAUCAGAGCAGUCUGUCGAUCCGUUCAUUUUAACGCGUUAACCGCGUCCGGCAACGGAACAGAAAUUACUUUUGUGAAAAUAUAAAGAUUGAAACUAGAUUGGUUUAUGAAUGCAACCAAUCAUAUAUAUCUCAGCAUCACUAAUCCCGCCUUACUGUAUCAUUUAUACUAACACCCACAUCUCCCGCUACGCAGUUCAGUAACAGGCUGGAGUCAGUGACUACUGAUAUGUUGUUAAGUCUGAAUGUAUAUUAAAGACUAUCUUAAAGUUA